CCAACACGCCUGGAGGAGCCGCUUUCGUCAUCGGCGGAGAAACCCGAGCGCUCCCGAGGAGCCGCGCGUCACUGCGCAAUGUAAACGAGGUCAGACGCUGCUGCAGCAGCAGACACACAGGCCGAGCGAGCUCCUCAGCACCGGACCACCGCUCCCUGCUUCCAGGCUCCUCACCGACACCCAGACACUUUCACCGGACCUGCUCAGGAAGCAGCGAGGACACAAAGCGGCUCAAGAUGCUGCAGUGUUUUCAGUUCAUGGUGGAGCCGGCGAAGAUCUUUACGGCCAAGAUCAAGGAAUCUCACAAGAGAGCGAAGAAGGAGAAGAGGGAGCCUCUGGAUGAGGAUCAGCUGUUUGUCGUGGAUCUGGCUAGAGACCUGAGCCGAGUGUGCCAGAGAUCAGCGAUCCUGGAGAACAUCUGGAACCAGGAUGACGUGUGGCCGAACUCCCUCUGCAGGGUCUUCGUCGUACAGUGGGCCUCCAUGCUGGAGAGCAAGAAGAGGCCCAUGCAGACCGACGGCUGGCCAGAGAUGGACGAGGAACCACAGCCUGACAUGAUCCACGAAGAGGACCUGCUGCAGGCCAAAGCUCUGCUCCUCAACUGGAUCAAAGAUCUGAGAGCUCAGCCCGAGCAAAGCGUUUGGCCUGGAGAGCCGGUGGCGAAGCUCCUGGAGGACCUGCAGUCGGCCUGGCGCUGGGGCCGCGUCCCCAACCUGGUGACCGCCAUGGAGCUGGUUAUGUGGACUUUAAUGGUGCAGCGACCCGACAAGGAUAUGAUCCCACAGCAGUGGCUCCUGUGGAAGCAGAAGACUCAGAAGAUCGGUGCUAUAUCCUACAUUCCUCAGCCAGUGUGGGACUGGAUCUCAGAUGCUGCAGUCGAGGUGACCCUGGAUCUGGACACCGCCAACCCCGACCUGCUCAUCACCGACGACAAGAAGAUGCGCUGCGGCUUCAAGAGGAAAGACGUUCCCAACUACCACCAGCGCUUCGACGGGUGGUGGUGCGCCGUGGGCGUGGAGGGCUUCGGCUCCGGGCGCCACUACUGGGAGGUGGAGGUGGGCGAGCGGGACUGGCGCCUGGGCGUGGCCAAGGAGUCGGCCCUGAGGAAGGGCUUCAAGUCCCUGAACACGGAUACGGGCUACCUGACGCUGCGGCUGGAGAGAGGCACCGAGCUGAAGGCGCUGACGGUGCCGUUCACCGCGCUGCCGCCCGGCCUCAUCCCCCGCAAGGUGGGCAUUUACCUCGACUACCACAACGGGCAGCUGUCCUUCUACGACGUCGACAAGCACCGCCACAUUUACACCUACAACGAGAGCUUCGCAGAGAAGCUGUUCCCCUUGUUCGGCACCGUGGAGAUCGUCAAGGAUCUGGUGAUCAGGUCUCCAGCGCCUAAGAGCCAGUGUCUGUGCUCCACCUCCUGCCUCCGGGGUUGAGGCUCCUCCAUCAGCUCCCCCCUUUAAAAUCCAUCGUAAUAACCUAAAAAUCACUGAGAGGAAUCCUGCUGUAAAUGACCAUCAGUGUGCUAUGAAUAGCUCCACCAUGUGACCCCUCUGAAUGCUGCUGCUGCUGCUGCUUUAACGUGAUCGUUGCUCUCACUGUAGAGUCCCAGCUCUUCCCUUUACUCACACAUACACAAGGUAUUUUCAUAUAUUGAAAAAGGAAACCUGUAGUGUUGCUGUUAGGAACUGUGCAAUAUUAAACCUGCAUUGAGAAUGCACUCAUGUGAAUAAACUUAAAUCAUGCAAUAA
Molecule: messenger RNA, 1748 nt
Organism: Mugil cephalus (flathead mullet)
Lineage: Eukaryota; Metazoa; Chordata; Actinopteri; Mugiliformes; Mugilidae
Product: butyrophilin subfamily 3 member A3
Exons: 10
Coding region: 237-1433 (398 amino acids)
Molecular function (GO): protein binding
Source: RefSeq, a predicted model, not a curated record